Molecule: messenger RNA, 1293 nt
Organism: Hermetia illucens (black soldier fly)
Lineage: Eukaryota; Metazoa; Arthropoda; Insecta; Diptera; Stratiomyidae
Product: zinc carboxypeptidase-like
Exons: 1
Coding region: 27-1280 (417 amino acids)
Biological process (GO): proteolysis
Molecular function (GO): zinc ion binding; metallocarboxypeptidase activity
Source: RefSeq, a predicted model, not a curated record
UUAUCGAUGAUUGUUCACUAGUGAAAAUGUCGCGCUUUGUGUUAUCUGCGUUAACCAUUGUCCUCAUUAUUGGUCCCUGUUGGGCUGAACUUAUCCGGUACGAUAACUACAACAUUUAUCAAGUGAAACCAGAAACUAGUGAACAAUUGACCCUUUUGGAGCACCUCGAAAGUACCAGUGAUAGUUUGAGAUUCCUCACACCAAUUACAACGGUUGGACGAUCAGUUAAUAUCUUAGUGGCACCUCAUAAACAACCUGAGUUCCUAGAUGUACUCAAGGAUAAUGGAGUUAUCCCCAGUCUCAUCGAGAAGGAUUUUCAAAGGACCUUAGAUGCCGAGCAAAAUAGUCUUAAGUCGAGAUCUGGGAUCUACGAUUGGAACAGCUAUCACACCUUGGAAGAAAACUACGAAUGGUUAAGGACCUUAGUGGAACAAUAUCCUGACAAAGUUGAACUUAUCGUAGCUGGAUCAACUUAUGAAGGACGUGAAAUUUUGGGAGUGAAAGUUUCGUUCAAACCGGGUAAUAAAGGAGUAUUUUUGGAAACUGGUAUUCAUGCUCGUGAAUGGAUUGGACCGGCUGCUAUAACCUUCAUCUUGAAUCAACUGUUGACAAGUGAGGACCCAACAGUACGAGCAACGGCGGAAAAGUUCGAUUGGUACAUAAUACCACAUGCCAACCCAGAUGGAUAUGUCUAUACUCACACCAAAGAUCGCCUUUGGAGAAAAACUCGUUCGAAGUCACUUCUUUGCUACGGAGCUGACGCAAACAGAAACUGGGACUUCUACUGGAAAUAUGUUGGAGCCAGUUCGUCUGGAUGCUCAGACACUUACGCUGGUAGCUCAGCUUUCUCUGAGAUUGAAACCAAAUCUCUUUCGGAAUAUAUCAAGUCAUUGGAUGGAAAGAUUCAUACCUACAUCUCAUUCCACUCAUUCUCCCAGUAUCUGAUGUUUCCCUACGGGCAUACCAAGGAGCACACAGAAAAUCAUGCCGAUCUCCAACAGAUUGGUGAUGCAGCAGCUGCAGCACUAGCUAAGAGAUAUGGAACAAAAUACACAGUUGGAAGUAUCUAUGAAGUCGUCUAUCCGGCAUCUGGAGCUAGUGUCGAUUGGGUCUAUGGAACCAGAGGAGUUAAGUUAGCUUUUGCUUAUGAAUUAAGACCAGCUUCAUCAUCGAAUGGUUUCGUCCUGCCAGCUAAUCAAAUUAUUCCAACUGGUUUGGAGACUUUGGAUUCAUUGGUUGGUUUGUUGGGAGAAGCUGAAAAAUUAAAUUAUUUUAAUUAAAUUUUAAAUAUUA